Trachymyrmex cornetzi is the source of this 3861-nucleotide messenger RNA. It is a transcript of the gene PIG-O, whose product is annotated as phosphatidylinositol glycan anchor biosynthesis class O. Lineage: Eukaryota; Metazoa; Arthropoda; Insecta; Hymenoptera; Formicidae. Gene Ontology annotation, biological process: GPI anchor biosynthetic process. Gene Ontology annotation, cellular component: endoplasmic reticulum membrane. The record is from RefSeq and is a predicted model, not a curated record. Gene Ontology annotation, molecular function: mannose-ethanolamine phosphotransferase activity. The transcript is spliced from 4 exons. The coding region runs from base 18 to 3194 and encodes 1058 amino acids.
ACACUGACUCGACGAAGAUGAGCCGGCUAUGGAACUACUUGGUAUUCCAGGCAUGGAUGUCUUACCUGAUGGCGGCUGGCCUGCUGGUCUUUACCAGCGGUUUUCUCCUAAAUCGCGUCUCCCGGCCGGAACGGGCCGACUGCACGCAGUGCGCGACGGCCGACAAUUGCGACGCGACGGACGUCCUCCAGGACACGGAACGCGCCGCCAAAGUAUGUCUGGAGCGCAGAGCGCGGGUCGUGCUCUUGAUCGUCGAUGCGUUGAAGUACGAAUUCGCGGAGUGGUACGAUGACGACGCUGCCGCGUCUUCUUAUCAUCGCAACAAAUUGCCUGUGAUCCACGAACUACUGCAGAAAUAUCCGUCGCACUCUCGCCUGUACAGAUUCGUGGCCGAUCCACCUACCACAACUAUGCAACGCCUAAAAGGUCUCACAACGGGCUCCUUGCCUACUUUCAUAGAGGUGGGAUCAAACUUUGCCUCGGAAUACAUCCAGGAAGACAAUCUCAUUGACCAAAAUGUCGCUGGAGGCAUCGUUUUUAUGGGGGACGACACAUGGACCAAUCUAUUUCCGGAUAAAUUCAUGCGGCAAUUUCCAUCGCCGUCGUUCAACGUCUGGGAUCUGGACAGUGUAGAUAAAGAUGUUCAGUAUCGUAUCUUCUUCGAGCUGAAGAAGAAAGACUGGUCGCUACUGAUAGCGCACACUCUCGGGGUUGAUCAUUGUGGACACAAGCAUGGCAUGCAGCAUCCAGAAAUGACGAGGAAAUUGAAUGACACAAAUACGCUUAUAAAAGAGAUCGUAGCAUCUCUCGAAAAGGACAUGAUACUCUUUGUUGUUGGAGAUCAUGGUAUGACUGAGACUGGAGAUCACGGUGGUGACAGCUCCAACGAAGUCGAGGCUGCAAUGUUCGUUUAUUCAACGACUCCGCUGUUGAAAGGAUUUGGGAUUAAUGAUGGCAAUAGUGUAAAUCAAAUUGAUCUUGUUCCUACUCUAGCGUCGAUUCUUGGCACACCGAUUCCCUUUUCUAAUCUAGGAUCUGUAAUCCUUGAUUGUUUGCCAAGUAAGAUAGAGGAGGUAGCUACUGGUCAAUUACUGUAUCCAUUACAUUCUCUAUGGAGGAACAUUGCCCAAACGAAAAAAUACAUAGAGAUAUAUUCUGCAGAUACAUACUUGUUUUCGAAAGAGCAGCUGCAGCAUUUACAUUAUAUAUAUAGUCUUCUCUCUGAGCGAGUUAAGCAAGUUGAUAGUUCUGAAAAGUUAGAAGCAUUUAUUCGGGAUACCAAAGAUUAUUUUAAAUUAUUGAAGGACACAUGUUCCGAAGUAUGGGUCCAAUUUGAUUCUGGAUUAAUUUCCAAGGGUUUACUUUUGAUGUUUUGUUCCUUGUUUUUCUUUUAUCUAUUCAUCACUAGUAUCCCCGAAAGUCGUAUGUGUGAUAUAUUUAAAUCUUCAUUUUUGCAAUGUGCCAUUAUAGCAAAUUUAGUUACCGCAGCGAUUACUACGUGUUUGUUUUUGUUAAAUAUUUUAGAGGAAUUGAAGAAUACAACCUUUUUUGUCACUGGCGCUGUUUCUAUUGGUUUAUUAGUUAUAGUAAUCGCUCAAAAUUGGGAUGUCAUAUCGAUGUGUUGGUAUGAUCAUCGUCGAAUGAAGCUGUUGACCUAUGUAGCUAGAAUAAUACUUCUUCUAACGGUAUGUGGACUCUUCUCCAACAGUUACAUAGUCGAAGAAGACAAAGUCUUAUCCUUCCUGUUUGUUACACUUGUAUGCCUGCUAAUAUUUGAUCUGAGAAAGAACGAUUCCGAUAGUACUACCGAGAGAAAGACAAGAUUCGCUUCAAAACCAAUAAAAUCAAAUUUCAGAACAAUUGUACUAAUUAUCGGCUUACUAGCAUGCGCCUCGGUGAGGCUAUCGCAUUAUUUCUGGCGCUGUAGAGAAGAACAUCUACAACGGGAAUGUUCUAUAUUUGCAACUGGAAAAGUUGGUUGGUCCACAAUGCCAAAUAACUGGGAGCGUGCUCUACUCGCCGUUUUACUCGCUUCAGUCAUCCUGGCAUCAUAUGUGGUGAUAGUUAGACUAUGGUUACAAAGUUGUGGAAAUCUCACAGGCUUUGCCCCCAGCGUCAUAGUGGGGCAAUAUUGUCCGGUAAUUGUAAGUGUUUGCAUGGGUUGCUAUUGGAUCUUGCAAAAGCUUCCGAAGUUUGUCAAGCCGAAACUCGCACUAUCCUGGGAGAUCAAUACGCUACCCAAUGUGGUUUACUUCUUCUGCGUCCUUGCGAUUCUCAUCCUCUACUAUCGUCCGCUUAGUAUAUAUUUGCUGCCAAAGAAAAAGGAGUCUAUCGACGUCUACCGUGAUGAAAAUAUAGUGCCUCGAUUAUUCGAAAAGAUAAAAGACUCCAUUUCCCGCAAACGAAUAGAUACUGAUGAACUUCCGGUCAUUUAUGGUUUUGGGACAGCCUACAGCGCUGCAUUUAUCUCGUUAAGCGUAUUCCUCACACUUUUAUACGCAUUAUUAUUAGGAGAUACUCUGUCGCCUGGUACAUUUUUGAUGUUUAUAACAUGUGCUUGUAUAUUGGGUUUAUCCGCGAUAGAGAGAUACAAAAAUGCUAAUAAUAUUUCUGAACUAGUUGACGUAUCGAUGCCUGUAUUACUUUGCUGGUUCUUACUGGCUGAAUAUUUCUUUUAUGGAACUGGUCAUCAAGCGACGUUUCCUACCAUUCACUGGCAUGCUGCCUUUGUAGGAACUGGUGGUCACUUUUACGGAAAUUUAGUGUCAGCAAUUCUAAUCGGUAUUAAUACAUUUGGAUCGCAUAUUUUACUAGGUGCAACGUUACCAUUAUUAGUGGUCGUGCCAUUUACAUUGCAUCGGAUAUUUCCAAAAUUUCUCAAAGCAAAGUUUUUCGAUGAUAUAAAGAGAGGUGAACUUCUCCUGUUCGAACAAGAUUCUGCUUUUCACGCUGCAAUUUUUGCGAUUGCGGGGAAAUACACGUUGCUUCACGGAAUUCGAACUUUCGGCAGCAUGCUUGCAGCAACUAUACACUGUCGGCAUUUAAUGGUUUGGAAGAUAUUCGCGCCAAAGUUAAUAUUCGAAGGAUUAGGAUUCCUGGUAACGUUGGGUAGUAUACUAGCGUCGUUUUACAUGGUAUUCCGCAUUGAUCAACAAAUGGAAUAUCUUAUCACUAGAGUCACAAAAGGCAGAUGAUAGUGACUCACUCUUAAAGGAGUAUAGUACAAUCAAUAGCAAAGUACCAAAGUCGUAAGAACAUUUCGCUUCUGCGAUGAAUCUGAAAGUUGCUCGUUACUUACGAAUAUAGAUUCGUAUCUCUAGCGAUUCGAACCGUUAAAAUAUGAAAUGGGCAACAUACAAGUCUAUACUUACCACGAUACUGCCAAUAUUUCCACAAUUUUGUAUGAAAGUGUAACAAGGGUAAAAAUGAAAUCAGGUAUAUCUAGCGAAUAUUAUAAACAUUUUUCGUACCGAAGUAAAGAAACUUGUCUCUCCAUUUCUUCGAUUUGAUAUUAAUGUUAGAUAAUAAUGUACACCUCUUCUAGAACGCUAUGUCGCGUAACCAAACUGUGAUGCUUCCUAACACACUAACGCUACCCUGCGUGCAAUGCAUUGCUGAUUGACGAACAAAGCAACGCACUUGAUGCAGGAUUGCGUCCGUGUGUCGCGGUCUGUCUGCGCGACUGAUGGGCACAUCAAGCGUAUUACUGCUAUUAUUAGAAUAUAAUUAAAUAGAAAAUAGAUUAGAUACUAUCACAGAAAGAGCAUUCACCUUUCAUAUCCUUCAGUACAUAUACAUAGAAAAAGUACAGUGUAUUGCGAUUAAUGAAGAACAAACGAUACAAUAAACCCAGUAUUUUAG